Molecule: messenger RNA, 1428 nt
Organism: Echinococcus granulosus
Lineage: Eukaryota; Metazoa; Platyhelminthes; Cestoda; Cyclophyllidea; Taeniidae
Exons: 7
Coding region: 1-1428 (475 amino acids)
Source: RefSeq, a predicted model, not a curated record
AUGGGGUGCCUGGUCUGCCUUCAACCUGCAAUUAGAAAUCGGGUGUGCCCGUCUCGCGCUGCAUUGCUGCAACUUGUGCCAUUUGGUGGUGGUGUGACAGAUGCUGCUGUUGUAGUGGCACGAGGCCGGUCCAUGCCGGGGCGGCAGAGGAGUACACAUGCAUGCGCGUGUGUGCAAGGCAUAAGACUCCUGGAUCGCUGCGGUGGCGGCAGUGCCAGUGCUGAUGCUGGUAGUCGCGCUUGCCUGCGGCCACGUCUGUCCGAGCGUCGGCUUAUAAACCAUCACUGUGUGCAACGAGCGGUGGCUGGGGAGAGUGCCGUGCCGUCCCGUGCCGUGGCGCGCGGUGGGUGGAGCGUGUGCCGGUUGGCUGGCUCACGGUGUGCUGGCGCUGUCGAAUCCGGUGGCGUGGAGUUUGCGGUUGUGCUGCUGCAGCGACUGCAGUGCGGUCAGCCGUUGUACUGUGCUGUGGCGUUGAUGCGCGUGUACGCCAGUUGUGCCAGUAGGUUGGCGGGUGGUGAUGCGGUUGCAGUCUACGCAGUCCACGGACCGUGGCCCAGUGUGCGGAUGGGCAGGUGUAAGUGGGUGGGUGGGUGGGUGCGUGAAUAUGCGGAGGGCGGGGUGGAAUGGGUGGUCGGUGGAUCCGAGGUUGCGGUCUGUGCUAUGCGUGUCGGACGGGCGCCGGAGCAUGCCACUCGUCUGUGGGCCUUGCAGUCAGUGCACUUUCUCCGUGGCGAACACCACGACCGGUGGGAUUGCCAGUCUGCCGUGGUCGAGUCGUGCCCGGCUGGUAGUCCUUCUCCUCCACCUCCUCGCUCGAUUGGUGGGUGGGAUGGAUCAGGUGGGCACGAUCGCGGACAGGUGAGUGGACGGUGCGGUGGUGCUCCGGUGCUGCUGCGUGCUAUCAUGCGCUUCCUGUCAACGAGCUACUGUUGUCUGGUGUGCUGUGACCGCACUGUUGGUGGCUCGGCGGGCUGCGGUGGUGUAGGUGACUGUGCAAGGCAUCGGUUUUAUCCGCCUCAUUCGUUUGUUCGUUGGUACCUUCGAACGGGCGGUCAUGGUAUCCGGCACGCACGUCACAGGUGUAGUGGAGUGGGUCGCGAGGCUGUUUGUCGGCGUGGGGCGUGGCUAUCGUGUUGCCUGCAGAAUGCGGGUUUGCCGGUGGUCCGUCGUCGCUUGUCACGCCACCUGACCCGUCUUGAAACACGGACCAAGGAGUUUAACAUGUGUGCGAGUCAAAGGGUGCGCUCGAAACCCCGAGGCGUAGUGAAAGUGAAGCCGGCGUCGUACGCGCGCGCGGUGCGGUGCGGCGAGCGUGCGGCCGGCCAGGCUGGUGCAGGCCUAUCGAGCAGUGGGCGCAUCACCGGCCCGUCCUAUGGUGCGGUCAUUGGUGUGCGUUGGCGUCGUCGCGUGUGCGACUGCGCCAGCUAG